Molecule: messenger RNA, 628 nt
Organism: Caenorhabditis angaria
Lineage: Eukaryota; Metazoa; Nematoda; Chromadorea; Rhabditida; Rhabditidae
Source: the annotation of a GenBank genome assembly
AUGGUGAGUCACUAUUUUAUAUCAGAAAUUAAGUUUCUAAAAUAACAGAAAAGUGUCGUUUCCCUAGACCAAAAAUUGUCUUUGUUUAUUAUGAAAAAUUCGAAAAAAAAUGAAACGAAAAUUAGAAAAUCUCUUGGCGCUAUUCAGAUUAUUUUUCAUAAAACACAUAAAUUGAAUUGUGCUGUAAAACAACGAUUUUUCUGCAUGAAUCAUCCCAUAAAAAUAGAUUGAUUGAAAAAAAAGAAAAAAUUGUUACACUUUUCCAAAUAAUAAUUUUUCCAGCUUUUCUUCUCAUUCUUCAAAUCAUUGGUAGGCAAAGAUGUUGUUGUUGAACUCAAAAACGAUCUCAGGUAAGAAACAAUUUCAAAUCAAAAUUCCAUUUUUCUCUAAAACACAAUUUUCAGUAUCUGCGGAACAUUGCACUCGGUUGAUCAAUACCUCAACAUGAAGCUGAUAGAUAUUUCAGUUUCCGAUCCAGAAAAGAUUCCCACAUAUGCUUUCAGUCAAAAAUUGUUUCGUGCGCGGUUCAGUCGUGCGAUAUGUUCAACUUCCAGGCGACCAAGUCGAUACUCAACUAUUAGCCGAUUCGUGUAGGAAAGAAUUGGCCGAAGCAAAAGCCAAACAAUGA